CACAAUACUUCUCUUGCUAAUAAAAUCAAAACAAAUAAAACAAAAAAUCAACGGCCGACUUGUGCUGCUGAGUCUGCUGACGUAACAGGGACUCUGCUUCCGCUUCCCUCCUCCUUCUCUCACAUUUUCUUAGAUCUCACUCUCUCUCCUGAUCUGGGUUUUAUCGUCACUGGUAAUUUUUCUGUGGCUUUGGGAUUCUUGCCAUGGCUGCUCCACCUGCCAGAGCUCGAGCUGAUUACGAUUACCUCAUAAAGCUCCUCCUGAUCGGCGACAGCGGUGUGGGUAAGAGUUGCCUUCUUCUGCGUUUCUCUGAUGGGUCCUUUACAACUAGUUUCAUUACAACCAUCGGUAUUGAUUUCAAGAUAAGGACCAUAGAGCUUGAUGGGAAAAGAAUUAAAUUGCAAAUUUGGGAUACUGCUGGUCAAGAACGGUUUCGAACAAUUACAACUGCUUACUACCGUGGAGCCAUGGGUAUUUUGCUCGUGUAUGAUGUCACUGACGAGUCAUCGUUUAACAACAUUAGGAAUUGGAUUCGAAACAUAGAACAGCAUGCUUCUGACAAUGUCAACAAGAUCCUUGUGGGUAACAAGGCUGACAUGGAUGAAAGCAAAAGGGCUGUCCCCACUUCGAAGGGUCAAGCCCUUGCUGACGAAUAUGGCAUCAAAUUCUUUGAGACCAGUGCAAAGACAAAUUUGAAUGUGGAAGAGGUCUUCUUUUCAAUAGCUAGGGAUAUCAAGCAAAGACUUGCCGAUACUGACUCGAGGGCUGAGCCUCAGACAAUCAAAAUUAACCAACCAGACCAGGGAGCUGGGGCUGCUCAAGCUGCCCAAAAAUCAGCGUGUUGCGGUUCUUAGGAAAACUCUGUCGAACAUGAUGCGAUGGGUAAAUGUUUAAGGCAAACGCAACCACUACGCUGGGGAGAAAAACUGAUUUGUCACAACUAUGUUACUUGUGUUUGUAUCGCUUUCUAUUAUCAUUAUUUUAUAAGUACUUGUGAUUUGGGUGUGAAUGGUAGAUCCUCAUACUUUGGGAAGUCAAUUAUAUAUUAGUUGAUUUUUCAUUUAGGUUUA
This is a messenger RNA of Malus domestica (apple), 1070 nucleotides long. Its product is annotated as ras-related protein RABE1a-like. Gene Ontology annotation, biological process: regulation of exocytosis; protein secretion. Gene Ontology annotation, molecular function: GTP binding; GTPase activity. NCBI's taxonomy places the organism in Eukaryota, Viridiplantae, Streptophyta, Magnoliopsida, Rosales, Rosaceae. The record is from RefSeq and is a predicted model, not a curated record. Gene Ontology annotation, cellular component: plasma membrane; intracellular membrane-bounded organelle.